AAGUCACAGCGCUAGGCUGAAAGGUGACGAUGCGAUUGGUCGCAUCUUGGACCUGAACGAGCUUGAACUACUUAUUCUGCUUUUUCUGCAAACUUAUGUACCUCGUCUGCUUGCUUUUGCUUGUAAAGGUCGUUCAAUACACAAUGCAAACUUCUUAACUAUGGACUUCUUUCUAGAUGCGUGGAACGAUUUACUCGCGAGCAAUGGUUGCUACCCCAUAUUGGACAUGUAUGGUCUGGGCGUAUUCUCGCAAGCUUCGCGCUUUUCUGCUCUUUCCUGAGUAUCCUUUCCCCUGUGGUGCUGGCGUCGUUCUUUCCUUGCAGCAAGUCUGCACUCCAUUCCUUUCGUUUCUGACUUGUCUUGUAAACUGUAUCCGCUUUGAUAGCCCUUCUUAGCUGGUCUACCUGCAAUCUGAAAUGCUCUGCUGCUUUCUAAAGUAUUGCUGAAUAUUCCUUGUGUUAAAUGGGCACAGUCUGUCUCUCCAAUGCUCCUAUUCUCCGGUGCCAGUCCCUCACGCGGUUGGAAUCUGGGAUUCUCCUGAUACCCUCCGGUCUGGAACUGAUUUUCUCCAUCAGUCUGCUGUUUGCGAAACGGUCAGGAAGAAAACAUUAUUGUCUCUCCAUUGAGGGUAUAGUCUACUUCAUUCUGGCCGGCAUUGACUUCCUUGCGCAUGCUUUGCCCAUACCCCGCCAUUCCCUGGAUAUUUUUAAAGGUCUUGAUAUCUUCAUCGGAGCGCUCUCGUUUUCACCUCUGCUGUUGUACACAUUGUAUCUUUUCCUCCUUACGACCCAGGACGUCCUUCCUGGAUUCCCUCGGCGCAUGCAAGCGAUUUCCAAGUAUGUACUGAUCGGAUUUAUUCCGUUUAUCGUCGUCGCCAAUGAGUUGGCCUCUUUUGUUGGCAUCUCGUACCACCUCCUGCAGGACCCAAAUGGAGAGCACAUUAUCGCUCUUGGAUUCAUGAAUGACACGGUCAGGCUGUUCCUCAACAGCUUCGUCCUCGUUUUGCUUGUUUGUUUCCAAGGUCUAAACUUUGCCGCUUCAUUCUUUCGCCUCAUCAAAGCAUUCAUGAAUCAACGCCGCAUUGACACUACCGUCGAUGGAUCCGACAAUGAAGUCCAUCUGUUUAAUGGACUCGGUUGGAUUAUCGGAGGCAUCAAGUUAGGUGCCGUCGAGUCUAUCAUUGGCUUCGUUCAAGACGGAGGGUUUGGUCUAGCCCUUACUAGACGGAUCUUGAGGUUGCUGGGACGUGCAUGUCUGAUUAUUGGCGUAGUCAAGGGGUGGGUUGCCUUCCCCUCAUUGCAAAUGUUUCUGACUGAAUUUGGAAACAGUGUGGACAUAGUGGAGGACUUUCAAUUCAUCAAGGCACCUAAAGAACCCAAACCUCAACGUCGUUCAAUGCUCCGUGCUCUCAUAUCGAAUCCACGUCACAGCACUUUCCAACAAAUUGGUGGUCACAACUUCUCCGGUGCCAGCGUUGCUGAUGUCGUGCCUGCCGAGAUACGAGCAACCAGACUCACGCCUUCUACAUCUGUCCUCAUUCCUCCCCGUGCCUUCAUGGCAUCCAGCAACUUGCCAAGGAAUCCGUCUGCCCUGUUCAGUCAGGCUGCAAUGACACCUCCCCGGCCGCCGCUGAUGUCUACGAACAUGCCACCGUCCAUGUCAUCCACCGAUGCACCGUUCAGCCCCCAGCUUCCUGCUACUGCAUUUGCUCCUGAGCAGCGUGUCACAGUUUAUUUGACGCCUCAUCGCGCACCUACCUUGGUGCUCCGUCCGGUUUCUGACUUAGAUGUACCCCAAUCUUUGAAGUCUGAUGACCCCUUGAGCAGUAGAUCAGCAUCACCAGCCCGGCCAGUCCGACCUUCCACCAUGUCAUUUCCGCUCACUUCGCCACUAUCCAUAACAGAAUAUGUGGACGAGACUUCGCCUCCUAUUCCUCUAACGGCCCCGGCUGAUGGCUCUACAGACCGUAAGGCGGCUCGAUAUACCAUUGCUGGGGGCCCUGACUACUCAAACACCAACCGCGCUGCACGCAAGAGCAGUCUCGUGUUACCUCGGGAAAGCGUUGCGUCAAUUUAUAGCACGGACUCUUUGGACGUUGUUCACACCUUGGCUAGUCAAUUCCCGGGUAUCCCUCCUCGGCGCGCCGCUUCCAAGUCUCAAUCGGCCACUCUGCAAAGUCCUCAAGAGGGAGAUGAAGAUGAUGCUAUGACUGUGUCAGGUUCAGCGAGCGUUUCCCGCAGUGCGAGUGAACGCAGUCAACGGACAACGACCACAAGGAGCGGUUCGCUAGUUCGGAGGAGCAGCUCAGUCAAGCGCAAGCCUGUUCCAAAGGCGAAAGAGUUGACGAUAUCAGAAGAUGGGUCAGAUGAAAUUACUUUGGUCACAAAUUCAGCUCCUGUCUCACGCUCCAAUAGCCUGAAGGACGAUAACAAGGCACCCAUGCCGCCUUUACCCACCGCCAUAUCUGUGCCUGACUCUGCCAUAACGUUCGAUGCCGGUCGUCCACUUAUGGAUCGACGCUACACGUCUCCUGCCAAUGUACCGUUCCCUUCGUGGCAAAAGACGAAGAACGACCAACGGGCCACGUUGGAGUUCCCUUGGGUUGCCCGCACAGAUAAUGUUGCUAAAGAUGGUGUGGCUGUCUUGGAAGAGGCUCGGGAAUCAGUUGGUAUCUCGAGGAUAAUGAGUGUUGGCAGUGCUCCAAGAAGAACCACACGAGCUGUGGAGAACGCCUUCGCCAGGCAAAGUAUCAUUGCCGAAUGGUACGACCUCCCCGACGACCUUCGCAAGAAGAAGAUCUCCGAGACAAGUGCUGUCUCUGCGAGACAUUUAGGGAUUAAUCGAGAUCUUGAGUUGGGAGAUAGUUUCUUAGAUUGCCGUUGACUUUGCUCUUUCUGUAGUACGUUUUGCGUCGAGGCCGUCGUGCCGUUUUGGUUGUUUUGCGCAGUGUACAAUAGUGCUUGGGAAAUUCGUGAUCUUACGCUUGCCAGAAAGGAGAAAAGAAAAGGCGUGAACAUCCGAGGAAACAUAUACAGACAGCAAUAAAGAUAGGUAUAGAAGUACAGUGUCAGAGCAUCAAUUCUGUAACAGUGCGUCAGCAAACAUUGGCAAAGCCAUAGUAGAGUACACACCUCUGGUAUCCGGAA
Molecule: messenger RNA, 3146 nt
Organism: Somion occarium
Lineage: Eukaryota; Fungi; Basidiomycota; Agaricomycetes; Polyporales; Cerrenaceae
Source: the annotation of a GenBank genome assembly